Molecule: messenger RNA, 1260 nt
Organism: Leptosomus discolor (cuckoo roller)
Lineage: Eukaryota; Metazoa; Chordata; Aves; Leptosomiformes; Leptosomidae
Source: RefSeq, a predicted model, not a curated record
AUGCUGCCCGUGAGCUACCGCCUGUCCAACACCCGCUUGGCCUUCUUCCUCAAGGAGGUGGGAGCCAGCCCAGUGGGCAAUGGCAGCGCUCCGCUGCAACGCUCCGAGCCCUUCGUUGUCUUCCAGACCAAGGAGCUGCCCAUCCUCAACGUCACCCUGGGACCCUUCAGCACAGGGCUGGUGCUGCCCAAGGAGCAGCUGCAGCCCUCCAGCACGCUGGAGGUCCCUGACCGCCUCACCGUCAACUGGAAGGUGCGCGCCUUCAUCAUCCAGCCCCGGCUGGUGGCCAACCAGCCCGUGGUCCAAGUGCUCUUCUACGUAGCCGGACGGGAUUGGGAUGACUUUGAUGUCACUGACCGGCUGCCCUGUGUGCGGCUCCAUGCUUUCCGCGAUGCCCGUGAGAUCAAGAGCUCCUGUCGCCUGCGGGGCAGCCUGGCCAUGUGCCUGGUGCAGGCAGAGCUGCCCCACGCCUGGUUUGGCCCCCCGGCCAUGCCGCUGGGCAGGCGGAAGAGCCCUGAGAGCCUGGAGGUGCCAGGUGAGAGCCAGCAAGCUGAGCUGUACUACACCCUCCAUGCCCCUGACGGGGCUGGCCAGUGCAUUGUGGAGACGCGCAUCGGCAGCGUCAGCCUCCUGCAGCCCCUCCCCGGGCCGCCCAUGCAGGAGCAUCAUCUGGACAGCAACAUCUUCAUCCGCCUGCCCGACAAGCCCCUUAAGCCGGGCGAGGUGCUGAGCAUCCUCCUCUACCUGAUGUCCAACUCCACGGUGGAGCACUUCACGCUCAGGGUGAAGGCCAAGAAAGGUGUCAACCUGAUCAGCACCAAGUCGAGGAGCAGGCAGUGGCUGGUGAGCUCGGAGCUGCUGACGGGUGGCAAGCACUCUACCGCCACUGUCGAUGUGGCCCGGGCAGACGGUGCCGGGCCCAGGGACGGGGACUCCUCCUCUGAGAUCAUGCAGCUGGAUUUUGAGAUGGAGAACUUCACCAGCCAGUCGGUGACGCGCCGCAUCAUGUGGCACAUUGACUACCGGGGCCGCAACCCACCGCCGGACCUGGAGAAGGUGGUGACGGAGCUGACGGUCAUCCAGAGGGACAUCCGGGCCAUUGUGCCCCUGGCCAUGGACACAGAAAUCAUCAAUACGGCCAUCCUGACGGGACGGACAGUGGCCAUUCCCGUGAAGGUCAUCGCCAUUGAGCUGAGCGGUGUCAUCAUGGAUGUCUCUGCUAUGGUUGAGUGCAAGUCCAACAACGAAGACAUCAUCAAG